AUGGACGAGCGCGUACGGACGGCGUUGAAUUGGGCCAUACACUGGAACAUUCACACGGACAACCUGGCCUCGCAGAGCCACCUUUGCCAGGCGUGGCGACAGGUAUUGGAGGUGGCGUUUAUCAACGCGCCGCAGCUCCUGUUCGGUCCUCGCGAGGACCCUUCGAAGGCCGUCGCUUCCAGGAGGCUGCUGCCCGCCCUGCUGCUGGGCAUGCUACGGAAGCUCACGGGGAUGGGGGGCGCGGACGACAAGCUUCUCAAGCCCCUGGGCAGGGCUUGUCUAUCCGUGGCAGGUGUGAUGAGGGACCUGGGGGCUUGGGCGCCGCUGCAGCUGGCCGAGUCGAAACAGCUGAUCUCGUCUCUCCUGCAGUGCCUGGCAGGGACGAAGGGACUUGUAGCUUCCUCCAUGGAGAACACCCCGGGGGACGGUUCGAAGACGUACCGCGCGUUCCUGUACGGCUGCCUGAUUCACCUCCUGGAGCACACGCAGGGAGAACCACACGCUGACUGGUUCUUGGGGGUCAGGGCGGCGCCAGGGGCCGGUUCGGCCGCCGAAACGGCGGCGGGGCGCCCGGCGACGUCGUUGAGUCACGCCGCGCUCCGCGAGGGCCACCGCCUGCAGAACAGGGAACUCCUCAGGGAGCAGAUCGAGCCCCUGGCGCACAUGCUAAAUGAAGACUCGCGCUACGCACCUGACGUGACGCAGUGUCUAGGGCUGUCUCUUCUGUCGUCCAUCGUUAACACCCUGGGGGCGGCCUCGCCGGGCGGAAUGGAUGGUAGGGAGCGCGGUAACGGUGGUGGUGGUGGUAGUGGCGGUGUUGCGGCGUCUUUGGGGUGUUUGAGCGAGGACGAGCGGGUCGUGAAGGAGCUGCAGGGCGCCCAGACGCGAACGGCUCUCCUGGGUUUCCUGCACAGCAAGGCAUUCUUUGGCGAGCUGUCGAAGCUACUCGGCGGGGUGAGGCCCGGUUCUGGCAUAGCGCUUUCGCCGCUAGUGAUGGAGGCCAUUUUCGGGCUUUUCACACAGGUGGCGUGUUCAUCGGAGGGGGCGGGGCAUCUGCUAGACGCCGGCGUGGUGAAGAGGCUCUCGGAAAGCGAGAGCAUGGCGAGGGCGAGCCAGAUCGCGGGGCAGGCCUCGAAUCUGGGCGCGCUGGGCGCCACCCGCGGCGAUUCGACGGCAGUCUUCCAGCCGGACGGGCCCGAGUCCCUCCGGGUGCUGGUGGUCCCGUCGCUCCUGCUCCUCCAGGGGAUGCUUUCCUCCCUGCCGGACAACGUGCUCUUGGCCGACCAGGCCGCGUCGCUGCUGUCCCGCCACGCCCAGCUGGUCAGGCACGUGCUGCUGUUCAAGGAGUCAUCAUUGGGCGCGCUCGACGCCAUGUCGGCGGUGCUGGCCGUGCUGACCCACGUGUCCAAGCCGCCAUUGCAGGGGGUGCUAGACCGCACUCCAGGCACAGACGUUGCUCGCGGUUGGCGCGAUCUUGCUGAGCGAGCCCUGGUAGCGUUCGGCGGCAAUCCUUUGCCUCAAGGCGCGGGGGUCGGCGGCGGCGGCGACGGCGGAUGGUGGGAGGGGGUGCAGCCGCUGACGCAUGGAGAGCGAUCCAUGGCAAACGAGCGUUGCCGAGCCCCCCCCGGGGGCCCGUCGGAGUGGAGCGCGUUCGACACCGCCAAGCUCGAGGCCAGCCAGAGGGCUCUCGCCCAUGCGGUAGACGUGCUCAGGUGCCAGGCCGCCGCCGCAGCAGCAGCGGCAGCAGCGGCAGCGGCCGGCGGCACUCCCCCGGGCCCGCCGGUGGCGGUGGCGGUGUCCCGGCUCGCCGUUAGCCCCGAGGGGCUGUGCGUGGCGUUGAGAGCGUGCGUAGAGACCGGGGGUGGCGGCGGUGGGGUCGGGGGCGCCGCGGGCGGAGGGGGGCAAAGACUGGGCCUUGGGGUGGGGGGGGGUCAUCGGGCUGACGCGUUGGGGGCGAGGGCUUCGAACGGUGCGGCGGGUUGUAGCGGGAACGCGCGUCUCUUGAGGGGCCUGCCGUAUGUGGUGGAAGGUCUGCUGGCGGCGCUGCUGGUGCUCGUGGACGCCGGUUCCGAAGAGGGGAGAAGCCAGCUGGCGGCCUACCGGAAAGGGCUCGUGCCGACUCUCACGGAGCUGCUGCAGGACACCUCCAGGGACCCCUUCGUGCUGCGGUCGGCGCGGACGCUGAUUGGUCGGGUGUCCGCGCGGGAGAGCUUGGUCGCAUCUGGCUCGAUGGACGUGGCUUGAGAACAGCAACAAACAGCGCUACGAUAGCACGGUUCCACGGCAGUUUUUAAAGACACACGCGCUUGAUAUUCCCAUGAGGCAACCGAACACGGCAGGGGCGAUCGCAAGGAGAUUUUUAGGUGUAGGGCUUGGUUCGGUUGGGGUCACCGAUGGAAGUUUUGUGUUGGGGGGAGGCGGAGAAUUCUUCGAAGAGCGAGCGGCCUUUCAUCCCCCAUGUCUCGCGGCGGAUGACUUUAGUGAAACGGCGACUUUUUCUCUCGUGUGUUUGUGGGGAUGGACUACCGCGGUGGAGCGGUCGUUGUUCGGAAUGGCGUUGGCGUUUUUUCUUUGUUUUGGUCGUUUUUAUUAUUUCGUUGUCUUGUGACUCUCAUGUGUUGGGUGGGUACACGUACUUGCUGCGCGUUUGUUCUAGCGUUCCCAGGUGUGGUGGACUUGUUUUCCGUCUCUCUGCAAGAGAACGGGUGUCGGAGCUCGGCCCCAUGAAAGUAGUCUGGUUGUUUCACGAUUGUGUUCGGGCUCUUCUACCCAAAAACAAGACAAGCGCGACAGCGCGAAUGCAGAGAAGGGGUAGAAACUGACGC
Messenger RNA from Ectocarpus siliculosus, 2825 nucleotides. NCBI's taxonomy places the organism in Eukaryota, Phaeophyceae, Ectocarpales, Ectocarpaceae. The record is from the annotation of a GenBank genome assembly.